GUCCCCACGACUCGGAAGCAAUCGUGAGGCCACCGCAGGGAAUUAUGUGCCUUAUCAUAAGUCACUUCAGCAACCCUUUUCAAAUUCUCUAUUCCAUCGCAGUGUCAUGUCGCAAGGAGGGGCUGCUGCCGCUGGUCUCCGCUGGAACAACAAUGUAUCUGUAGCAGCUAUUGCCCUGAUAUCGUAUGAGUACCUUCUUCUGUUCGGCAAGGAGAUUGAGUACGUUUGGAAAAGACCAUGGUCGUUUAUGUCAUGCCUAUACCUUGUUGUUCGAUAUUUCGGGCUUUUCCUUGCAAUUGUGUGCGCCUGCUGGGGAGGUCUGUUGUAUAUGCCUGAAUCAGUAAGCUACGAUCUUAUCGUUCUGAUUGAAUGGGGGUUUUCAGUGUAUUUUUGCUUUGCGGAAAUCAUUCUUAUUUGGCGUCUUUAUGCCAUAAGCAACCAAUCCAAGCUCGUACUUCAUGUUCUAGUGGGAUUAUUCGUGCCUAUCGUUGCCCUGUCGAUAGGGACAGACAUCUUCUUGUAUAGUCGACGCGAUGUGUUCUCUGUGAAAGAGGUAAUAACUCCGGACGCCACUUACUGCACCCUUUCCUUCCACAUAGGUCCUAUGCUUGCGAUUUAUACUUCUAUCCCCAUCAUGUGCUUUGAUAUAUUACUCGUUAUCCUCGCGGUCAUCACCCUCGUGAAACAUUUUAUGGAACAGAGGAGGAUCAAAAUGAGGCCUAAUACCUACAUGGUAAUGAUUGUCCGCUAUCAUAUCUUGUACUUUGCCCUGUGCCUGACAAACCAAAUCUUAUUGGUGAUAUUAUGGGCUAAUAUUCCGACUCCAGCAAUGAGUCUGGCGGAGCUCUUCAACGGUACGGCGCCCUUUAUUCUUGCGCCCCGUCUCAUCAUCAGCAUUUGGGAUACGCAUGCCAACGACGAGUGCGUGCAUGUCAGCACGACGUUCGCCGAUUGUGUAUGCUGGACUUCGCCACCGGACUUUGAGCAGCACGAGAUGAGUCCUGGCGUCGGGCAUCCUGAAUCCACGUUUAGCAUGGACACAGAAGGCGUCGAGACUGCGUGACUUGAGGUCACACUAAUAUAUGUAUUCAUGAAUAAAUUCCUUAUGGCGAUCACCUAUGGUUAUAAGAAGUUUAUGCUUUUGCCUGGAAUAUGACCUUGCGAGAUGUAC
This is a messenger RNA of Suillus fuscotomentosus, 1171 nucleotides long. RefSeq lists its product as uncharacterized. The record is from RefSeq and is a predicted model, not a curated record. NCBI's taxonomy places the organism in Eukaryota, Fungi, Basidiomycota, Agaricomycetes, Boletales, Suillaceae. The coding region runs from base 107 to 1063 and encodes 318 amino acids. The transcript has 13 exons.